This is a messenger RNA of Dentiscutata heterogama, 336 nucleotides long. The record is from the annotation of a GenBank genome assembly. Lineage: Eukaryota; Fungi; Glomeromycota; Glomeromycetes; Diversisporales; Gigasporaceae.
GCUCAUGCUCUUGGUCGUGUCAUUCAGUUAAACUAUAUCAUUCCUCAAGGUGGAUUCAUAUUUGAUGAUUAUGAAAACAAAUUCCGGGUAGAUUUUGAUUCCAUUCAACCAUCCAUCGCAAACCUUACAAAAGAAAUUUUGAUGAUGCAAGGUGAUGGCGAUAAAGGACGUGUUAAAGAGUUUAUAGAUCAAUACGGGACGAUUGGAGAUAAUGUUAAAAACAUUCUGAAAGAUAUUAAAGAAUCAGAUUUGAAAGUCGAGAUUUGGCCCAUCUACAAUAUUACGUGGUCAUUUGAACAUAAUAACAAUGGGAAAUAUGGAAACUUUGUGCGAUAA